GAAUCACCAAGAUAUGUCAUGAACUGGGCUAUACCACGCCCGAAGGCAUCCGAAAGCAGCUGAUGAUUAUCGGGCCAAACGGCCCAUUACUGAGAACCGAUGGCCACGAGCAUGCCGAGACCAUUCGUAGAGAGUUUGGCAACACAAUCCACCCCAUCGGAAAACUUCUUAUGCGGAGGAAGCGGCAGGAAAUUGCAGAGUACAAUGGCGAGAACGGUAUGCGGCGGUGGAUCACCAUCGGCAUCGACAUCUACGACGUAACAACCUUCACUUUUGGGUCCCGGGAGGAACGUGAACGACUCCUUAACACCCCUGGAUCCAUCGUCAAGCUCCCUGAAGCAGAUGACGUACGGAAGGACUUGCUCUCUCGGCUCUUCCCUUACAAAUGCGCGUUUACUGAAGGGUUCAAGGGCUGCGUCCGGAACUACACCCUGCCCAUGACCCUGCGCAUGCUUAGCUGGCACGAUAACCCUAGUAGCGGCCUCUACAUGGCCAUUGACGGCAUCGU
Pseudomassariella vexata is the source of this 508-nucleotide messenger RNA. RefSeq lists its product as uncharacterized. Lineage: Eukaryota; Fungi; Ascomycota; Sordariomycetes; Amphisphaeriales; Pseudomassariaceae. The annotation marks the transcript as partial. The record is from RefSeq and is a predicted model, not a curated record. The transcript has a single exon.